CAAACUGAAACUGAAAGUAUUACUCAAGUUUGUAUAACACAAAGGCAUGGUAGGAGAGAAAGAACAACGAGAAAGAACAUGGAAGACGAAGAGAUGCCGGCUCUGAGUUAUAAUCUCCAGUGAACUCUUUUAAUCUUGAUUGUCUCUGUUGUUCUGGAACUGAGACCACUCCAAACAGAAGAAAGAUGCAGCAAUUGGGAGGGGAGGAGUGUCUGGUCCCUCAGCCUCGUGGGAGUUUACCCAAAGCCUGUGCGAUAGGAUUGGCUUCUGUGGUGGCGACGGCCAUCUUGGUUUUGGAGCCUGAGGGCUUCUUCAGACACGUUUCUGCAGCAAUACUCAUCCUGACUGUGGGGCCCUCGCUGCAUGGAGUGUUUCUUCUCUCAGAGGAAUGUCUUCAUCAUGCAACUACCAGGUACCGUGGUCGGAGGCUGGGUCAGAUGGUGACAGCCUGUGUGAGUGUAUGUACCCUCCUGUGUGUGGGUUUGGCAGUGCUGCUGUUUGUCUUGACCAAGCCCCAGCCCUGGAGGGACCGUUGGAGCAUGAUUAUCCUGGCCUGUGUCCUUUACCCUCUACUCAAAACCCUGGGAGUACUGGGUCCGUCUGAGGUGGAGGUGUCAGAGAUCUGUGAGACGAGGAAGAUGAACGUGGCUCAUGGCCUGGCUUGGUCUUUCCACCUGGGCUACCUCAACCUGGUUCUGCCUCGGUUGGAGGGUUCUAUCGCAGCGUUCCGUGCUUCACAUAAUGCAGGUCCGUUUGAGACCAGGGGUUCCAGAAAGCUCCUCAUUCUCCUUCCUCUCAACGCAAACAUUACUCACACGCUGGAGGACGAGGACACCAACAUCCAUUUCUAUGACAACCUCCCUGACACAGAGAUCGACAGGGCAGGUGUCAGGGGGCGUGUCUACAAGCACAGUGUCUACACCGUAUUGGACAAGGACAGACAGGCCCAUCACUGUGUUGUGGAGUAUGCCACCCCUCUGCUGACCCUGUAUAAGAUGUCUCAGGAGAGCAGUGCAGGGUUUGGGGAGAGGGACAGGAGAGAGCAGGUGCUGCUGUUCUACAGGACUCUACAGGACAUACUGGACCGCUCACUGGAGUGCAGGAACCGCUACCGCCUCAUCCUGCUCAACGAUGAACAUGAGGAUGACCCUCACUACCUGUCCAACUCCAUUCUGAAGAACCUGGAUCAACAGGAGAAAGAAGAGUUCUAUGUUCCCCCUUUCAUCCCUCAGCCUGAGGUGGACCACCCAUCCAAUGCCCUGCCCAUCAUCGUUGACUGGCACCGAGCUGAGCCAAUGAGCAGGGUGCCUACGAUCAUGAUCAGUCAAGACAUGCCACGUACGCUCAGGGAACCGGUUGAGAAUUCGGAAGACCUUUCUCCAUGAGACAGGUCUGGAGAGAUAAACAAAAUAAAUUGCAGUUAUGCACAACAGCAGCAGCACUACACCAGGCUGCAAGGCAGGAAGCACUCAAAGCCAUCUCAAAGUAGAGCAACAAGGCAUUGCCUUCCCCUUUACACCGCCACUCAUUACUUAACUUACAGUGCAUUUGGAAAGUAUUCAGACCCCUUGACUUUUUCCACAUUCUGUUACGUUGGUCUUAUUCUAAAAUGGAUUAAAUUGUUUUUCUGCCUCAAUCUUGAUGGUCAGAUUGCAUACUAACAGAGGAAUAACAGAACAUUGUUAAUGGUGUAAUACAAUCCUGUGUUGGCUGUAACGUUUGGCCACAUACUGUAAGUGUUGUGUUUCUAUAUGUAUACAAACAAACAGAAUUCAGGGUCAAGUUACAACAACAACCCUGCUCAUUCCUCUCAUUGUGUGCAUGUUGUUCUACACUCAGUUUUGUAAUUCAUCUGUCUGUACUGUAUGUAUGGGCUCCCGAGUGAAGCAGCGGUCUAAGGCGCUGCCUCUCAGUGCAAGAGGUGUCACUACAGUCCCUGGUUCGAAUCCAGACUGUAACACAUCUGGCCGUGAUUGGGAGUCCCAUAGGGCAGCACACAAUUGGCUCAGCGCCGUCCGAGUUUGGCCGGUGUAGGCCGUCAUCGUAAAUAAGAAUUUGUUCUUAACUGACUUGCCUAGUUAAAUAAACCUCUUAAAGGUUAAAUAAAAAAGAAAACUAUGAUGGAUUUACAUUAUUUGCAAAGACAGAAUGUGCAUACCUGAACCAUGGGGUGAAUUAGAAGGGGAGAGAAGGGAGAGCCUGAGGGACACUGAAUAUUAACAGCUUUAUCAUUCCAAAUAGUAGUGGUACGGUAGUAGGGGUGAUGGUAAUGAUAGCAGUUUAAUGAUGGUGGUGGUAGUAGUAAUGAUGAUGGUAAUUGUAUUACUGAUGUAAUGGUGAGAAUGACAGUUAGUUAUAGUUUCAUUUUCUGGGUUUAAACUUUUAUCUUUAUAUUUCUACUAUUGACUGUUACAAUUUUAUUGUUGUUAUUAUUUGUAUUUUUUUCUUUAUAUGUAAUUUAUUUACUAACAUUUUAUAUUAUUACUCUUCAUUAUUUUAUUAUAAUAUACAUUAUUGCUUUUGCAAUUUACAACGCAAUGUUUUUCAUGCCAAUAAAGCAACUUGAAUUUGA
Messenger RNA from Oncorhynchus masou masou (cherry salmon), 2572 nucleotides. Its product is annotated as stimulator of interferon genes protein-like. Gene Ontology annotation, cellular component: endoplasmic reticulum membrane; autophagosome. Gene Ontology annotation, molecular function: cyclic-di-GMP binding; 2',3'-cyclic GMP-AMP binding. Gene Ontology annotation, biological process: innate immune response; defense response to virus; positive regulation of type I interferon production. The coding region runs from base 186 to 1385 and encodes 399 amino acids. Lineage: Eukaryota; Metazoa; Chordata; Actinopteri; Salmoniformes; Salmonidae. The record is from RefSeq and is a predicted model, not a curated record. The transcript is spliced from 7 exons.